AUGUUUUCUUACGAAUCAACAGAAAAUCUUUUAGACAAUUUAGAGAAUGAAAUUGAACUUUCCGAAGUGGUGACUUUUGAUAAUUCAGGACAUGUCGAAGCAAAUGAUGAAAAGAUUUCUGUUGAAAUAACUAAGCCGAUUCCAAGUAAAAGAAAUGUCGUAGGAUUGAAAGAAAAUCCACAGAAUCCCGUACCUGUAGUAAGGAAAUUGCAAUCGCUAGAUAAAAAUGAGAAGAACGAUGAAAAUGAAAUAAUUCAGCUUUCUUCUGUAUCAUCGUCAGCCUCUGAAAGUCAUAGACAUAUUUCUCAACACACGGUCAUUCCCAAAGUGAAAGAAAGUUCCAACUUGGAAAAUCAAACAAUAGAAAGUGAAGAUAUUCAAACAGAAGAAACUUUCUUUGUUGUGAAACAUGGAAAGUGGGCGCAAGAUGAAGUGGAACAGCCGCUUGAACAAAGGGAAACUUCUGUUAUUGUUCAUGAAGAGACUGGUGAUGCUGAUGUAGUUUCAUUACCGUUCCAACAUAACGAAGAACAAUUUCCACAUUUUGUCGUUAUUUCUGAGAAAAAGACGAAAAGCCCUGUUAAAAGUUUAAGUUCAAGCAGUGUCUCAAGUGCCACACGAACGUCGGUAGAAUCAAGCAGUGAAUCAAUUUCUUCAGAAAAAAAUAUCCAACCUGAGAAGACAAAGAAACAUUCUAAGAAUAAGGAUAAAAAGAAAAUCAAAGGAAAAUAUUCAGCAAAUGAUCAGAUAACAACAUCGGAAAAUUCUGAAAAUACGAAAAUGGAAAAAGAGCCAAGUCAGACUAUUGGUAUGAAAAUUUCUAUAUCACCAAAGAAUGUUUCUGAUAAAAAUUUUCCAGGAAUUUUUCUUCAUUCAACUGGAGUUCUCGAUUAUAAUCUCAACUAUAAGGAGCUUAGAGUGAAAGUUUCUUUGUUCAAUGAAGACAGUGGAAAACAAAUUGGUGACCCGAAAUGGAGCAGGGUUGGAAUAUUCCACAACAACUUUCACAACUUAAUUUGUGUAUGGAAUGAAAUGAUUUUCAUCGAUCAAAAUUUUCAUCAACUACAAGAAACCUUCAAUGAUGUUUUACUUUUCUUUGAAAUAACAAAUUUGUAUGGAAUUGUAACAUUUUGGGCUUUCAUGAAACUCUUCUCAACAUCAAAGAAAACAGAAAACUUGAACAGAAAAUGGGAAAAACUUCCUGGACAAGCUUGUAAAAUUCCUAAUAAAAAAUUUCAUAAAGUUACAUUUAAUGAAAAAGGAUCAAUGAAUGUUAAAUUUAGUUACGAUGGGAAUCUCAUCGCAUUUACUGAAGUCGCAAAGAAUUCCGUCAUUCUCCACAUUCAGAAGUUUCCAGAAAUGCAGGAAGUGUUCAAGAUGCUUGAACAUUCGGAUUUAAUUCAUGACAUUGAUUGGUUAAAACAGAAACAUUCACUUAAGGGAGUCCAAUGGAUGCUGACAUGCUCAUCUGACUUUACUGGAAUCGUCUGGAAAUUAGAACAAAAUUCUUACACGUAUCAUGUUCUUCCACAUCCUGCAUUUAUCUACGCAAGUAAAUUUCUCCAACAUGAAGACACAUCAAAGCUUCAAGUUGUUACAGCUGGUCGUGAUUGCAUUGUGAGAAUUUGGCAAAUACGAAAAAAUCUCGAAGGCUUUGAAUUGGUACAAGAAUUGAAACAUCCAAACAUGAGUAAAUCUUCUUACAUUACAACAAUUGCUACUCGAAAUUCAGACGCUUUUUACACUUCAACAUCUAAAGGAGAUAUAGUAGAGUGGACAUUAAGAGUACAUAAAGAAUAUCACAUGAAUCGACACUUCAAAAUCGAUGAAAUUGAAGGAAACAUUAUAACAUGCUUAGAGUUGCAUCCACGUGGAAACAAAAUAUUUUUUCGAAUUCAAGAUUUUUCUAAUAAUGAUAGGAGUAGUGUCAUUUAUGUACUUGGCAUUACAACAGGUUUAAUCACACAAUUUCAUCAACAACCGACAGUUAAACAUGAACCACAUGGAAGAUUAAAAGUAACGACUUGUGGGUCUCAUUUAUUCACCACCAAUGGCUCACUUAUUCGCUUUUAUUCCAUGUUUAAUGGAAAUUUAACAUCAUUGGACAGAAAUUUCCUUAAUAUUCGUGUGUCGUCAGCUGAUAAAAUAAGUUCAAUAGAUUAUCAUCCGAAAGAUUUUUAUUUUGCAUGUUCAAUCUACGGACAUCGUGGUGGUGUCAUCAUCUGCAACUUUGAGUGUGAGAGUGAUGAAAAAAAUCUUUUCGAAAAACUUAAAGUUCAUUCACAAGUCACCACACAAAACUUCGAAUUAAUGAAAACAACACCAACAAAAUUCGCUGACAUUAUAAGAAAACUCGAUGAAGUUUUCCUUGCCCCUAUUGGUGACAAUGAAAUUACUAAUAAACGUCAAGAAACUCUUUCUCAACAUGAUGAAAAUUCAUCAAUUGUCAAUUCGAAACGAUCGCAAACUUAUACAGUGUCACAAGGACCUGCAACUUACACUGUUGAAAAGAAUCAAAACAAUACUUACGAGAUUCAAAGAAAUGAUGACACGGAUGAAGAUGACACGACAAUAUCAGAAUCGUUCGAUUAA
Molecule: messenger RNA, 2592 nt
Organism: Clunio marinus
Lineage: Eukaryota; Metazoa; Arthropoda; Insecta; Diptera; Chironomidae
Source: the annotation of a GenBank genome assembly